CUCAUACAGAAUAACACAAAUAAUAUUCAUACCCCUCGGCAGCUCAUACAGAAUAACACAUAUAACAUUCCUACCCCUCGGCAGCUCAUACAGAAUGACACAUAUAACAUUCCUACCCCUCGGCAGCUCAUACAGAAUAACACAUAUAACAUUCCUACCCCUCGGCAGCUCAUACAGAAUAACACAUAUAACAUUCCUACCCCUCGGCAGCUCAUGCAGAAUAACACAUACAUCAUUCCUACCCCUCGGCAGCUCAUACAGAAUAACACAUAUAAUAUUCUUACCCCUUGGCAGCUCAUACAGAAUAACACAUAUAAUAUUCCUACCCCUCGGCAGCUCAUACAGAAUAACACAUAUAAUACUCAUACCCUUAG
Molecule: messenger RNA, 374 nt
Organism: Pelobates cultripes (western spadefoot toad)
Lineage: Eukaryota; Metazoa; Chordata; Amphibia; Anura; Pelobatidae
Source: the annotation of a GenBank genome assembly